Molecule: messenger RNA, 3017 nt
Organism: Symsagittifera roscoffensis
Lineage: Eukaryota; Metazoa; Xenacoelomorpha; Acoela; Convolutidae
Product: amiloride-sensitive sodium channel subunit alpha-like
Exons: 11
Coding region: 463-2967 (834 amino acids)
Biological process (GO): sodium ion transmembrane transport
Cellular component (GO): plasma membrane
Molecular function (GO): protein binding; ligand-gated sodium channel activity
Source: RefSeq, a predicted model, not a curated record
GCCGCCUAACCGAUUAUCGUUUUUUUUUGAAAUAUACAGUUUUGCUGCAAACUUGAUAGAUUUUUUUUUUUGAAAAUUAAAGGCAAAUUGUAUGUUCCGUUCCUAAGAAGUUACUUUGAAUGCAACGGAAAACAGGACUGAAAGUUUUUAUCCGGCCUUUUUCUGAGCUCCCCUCAUUGAAGUAGAUUGAAUUAAAUUGGAAAUGGGAUGAAAAUUAAAUUGAAUGAAAGCUCCCUGAAGAAAUCGGUCUUAAAAUUUAUGCAAACAAACGAGCCAAGCAUUCUUUGCGCUUUUAAAUUGUUGUCACUUAUCGCCAUCGGAAAGAAAGCUGAGCUGGAUUUUCAUUUCAGUUGAAUCCCUAUAAUUAGCCUAUGGAAGAGUCUUCUUCAGAGCGUCUGAAGUUACUACUUCAAGAAAAAAAACAACUCAUCGGCCUUCAAUGCGAGUUGAAACUUCUGUGCCAUGAAUUUCUACAGCAACACUCCUAGCGACUGCGGAACCCGAAGCAGAGAGCACUCGGAUCGCCGGAAACUAUCGAGAGCACACUCGGAAGAAUCUGUCCUGCGGCCGAAACGAAAGAGUGAAGGAGGUGAAGCGAUGACGUCACUGCCGGAUACACUCAAACCCCUCCUGCUUCAGUCCACCGCCCACGGGAUACCCAGAGCAGCCAGGGGACCCAGUCUGUUCCGAAGAGUGUUCUGGGUCGUCAUCUUUGUCGUCUGCUUUCUCAGCUUCAUCGUACAAACUGGAUACUUAUGCGCACGUUUUUUCAGCUUCCCCGUGAACACAAAACUAACAGUUCGAACCCGGAAGAACGUCACGUGGCCGGCUGUGACCGUCUGCAACCUGAACAAGUUCUCCAAGGUCAAAAUAGACAACGGAAACCUGGUCAACCUCAACGGAAUGAUAUUCCAGUCGGCCAUCGAGCUGAUGUACCAGGAGUACCAAGAAUGUCGGGAGGAGGAGCAGAUGUUCGACUGUGGAAACGGGGAGUGUGGCUUCUCCUUCUGGGCGUGUGACGGGACCUACGACUGCAACACCAACAGGGACGAGAGGAACCUCGGCUGUUGCAGCGCCAUAGAGAGCCAGUACGAGAUGAAUCAACUAGAUCAAGAGGAAACAGAUUACGUCAAUCCCUACAAUGGUGAGACCUUGGAUGACCUUCGGUUUGAGUGUGCAAAUGCAAGCGGCUACUGCGUGCAUGGUAAAUUGAGGUGCAAUGGCGUGGUGGACUGUCCCGACGGCUCCGAUGAGGCGAACUGCGACGGACUCCGCCAGAAAGAAGACGCGCGACCCUGGUUCGAAGCUUACAAAAAAGGAAGUCGGGAAGACUAUUCCGAUUUACAGGCGGCCGGAAUAACCGGACCCGAAAACGUCCGGAAUAACGGCCAACAAAUUGAAGACUUCAUUACUCAGUGCUCGUUCGAUUCUCUUGUUUGCGAUGUUGAAGACUUUUAUACGUGGCAAAAUGACGUGUACGGAAACUGUUUUACUUUCAAUCACAUCAAAAAACCCGCCAAAACCACAGUUCGCGAGGGUUCCCAAUAUGGUUUGAAACUCGCGCUUUUUGUCGACCAAGAUGACUACGUCGGGCUACUAUCACCGGCUUCUGGAGUUCGGGUCUCGAUCCACUCGCGAAACAUCAAACCGUUUCCCGAAGACGACGGACUCUCAGUAUCGCCAGGCACCGCAACAUCAAUUCGGAUCCACGAGAAGAAAUUCACUCGUCUCGGUUCUCCAUACGGUGACUGUACCGAGAACGUCUGGCCCGAGUCAGUAAAAAGCGAUUCGGCUUUGGAGUUCGAUUAUUCGACCAAGUCGUGUAAUAAAUACUGUUUCGCCGAGUACAUUUUCAACAAGUGUGGAUGUUUGAGUUCGUUGAUAUUGGCUAAAAAUAACACAAGAGAUGAAGAUUUUUGUACAAUUAUAAAUGUGACGCAGAAGAUUUGCCAAGAAGAGGCGUUAGUUGAUUACAGCACAGGUAAACUGCAGUGCAACUGUAAAGUACCAUGCGAAGAGUACAAGUAUCAGACGACUCUCUCUUCGGCUAAAUGGCCCGAGAUGUCUUAUUUGUGGCAUUUUGUGCGUAUGCUGUACCGCGAAACAGGUCGAAAGAUCAAAGAGUUCACUUCCGAUAUCCGAAACAACCUCGUGGAAUACAAGUUCUCGACAUACGCAGGCCUCCAAGGACUCAAAGAGGUUCGCGAGAACUUCGUCAAACUCGAGAUCUAUUUCGACGAUCUCUCGCUGGAGGAAAUUUACGAAGAAAAACAGCUGUCGAUUGAGACUUUUCUCAGCGGAAUUGGAGGUUGUUUGGGACUAUGGGUUGGUCUCAGUAUUAUUUCUCUAGUCGAGGCGUUUGAAGUUGCAUUUUACAUGGUCCACUGGUGGUGGAACAAAGUUUCUGUGAACGAUUCAAAAAAAUGCGAAUCAUCUUCGUACGCGAAUUCAAAAAACUACAACGCCGAGCUAAGCCCAAUGGGUAAUGUUUUGGGAUACGUUUCUAGGAACGAUUUGGGCACAAAUCCGAACAUCCCGCCGAAACAAAAGGGUUUCGCAAAUCUUGCGAGUAAUGACUUUGAGUCGGAUCGCUGCUCCCCUUUUUUGAAACCGACAAAUAACUGCGGGUUUAUUCAAGUUAAUAACUGCGAAAAUGAGAGUCCUUUUAAAGUACCGAGCAGAAAAUUCCGACCAAAAAACGAGACACAACCGCCUCCGAGCUGGCACGAAAGCGUGAACAUUCCGAAAUAUGAUUCGAAUUCUUGGAACCACAAAUUUUUAGGAAAUGCACCUCCAAAUUACAAUAAUAUAGUUGAUGGUGAUCAGUUAUUGGUUAAUAAUAACGCGCUUCAUGAAUCAUCCGCGCCCCAAGACCGAUCGACUGUUUCCGAGAGUUUAAGCGACGACCCUCAACGGUUCCUCAGGGUCGGAAAAACAUCAAACAAACUGUUCACUAAUUUCAUUUGAAUAUGUUUGAGUUUCCAUCUAGCUGUAUAUAUUCAUUUAUAUAGUUUAUA